UCAGAAGGGGAAUAAUUUCUGGGGCAUCAGCUGCUCAUGGAGAAGCGAAUGUCAGUCCACAACCCGAACAAGACCGGAGGCCCACCCAUUCUUCACUGUAAAGUUUCCGGAUGAGGAAAACAUGGUUGCCGUUGUGCCAAGUAACUGGAUGGCCGGCGAUGACAGGUGCUACUGGCCACCAUCCAAAGACGAGAAAAAAGCCAGCUUGUAUAUACGCAAACGGAAAACCCCCACGUAUGGCUGGCAGAACUUACCCUGCAUCAAGGUGGCUGAAUAUGAAACAUACAGCGAAGCAAGGGAGAUGCUCCCUCUAGCGGAGAAGACAUCCGAUCUGAAUGCAGAAGACGAAUAUGGGCGGGGCAAGCGAAAGUGGAUUAUCGUGUCGAACAGCGACGACUCCUCUCCACCAGCGUCUCCCCUAAUGCGCAAAGCAAAACGGCCUGUCAAGAAUCGUUCUUUCAGCCAGCCAACUGCACACACCCUGGACGAUGACACCAUCUUUGUAGGUUCGAACAUAGAGCGCUCGUUCCGUCAUUCAGCUUCGGAUUAUGCGCCUUCAGCAACUGAAAGACAUUUCGGCUCAUUCCGUCAUUCGGCUUCGGAUUGUGCGCCUUCAGUGCCAUGGCCUUCAGCAACUGAAAGACAUCUCGAGUCGUUCCAUCAUUCAGCUUCGGAUUAUGCACAUUCAGUGCCAUCGGUUUCAGUGCCAUCGCCUUCAGCAACUGAAACACAUCUCGCACUACCAUCAAGAACCAGCUAUUGGCCAGGCAACUGUUAUGAGACAUCAGCACCCUUACUUCAGCGGAACACUCAGCAGACUCGUCAUAACGAAGAAGGGAUCGAACCAAGCAUUACUACAGCUGAGGGGCAACAGAAACAGUCAAAGAAGCCUGUCAAUUUGGCAAGCAUACAGCUCAACAGUGCACUUGAGAAGAAAGUCCUACGUUCCCUCAACUUAAUACAACUCCGCCUCUCAGAGCACUCUGAGCAACUCGAUUCAAUCUCUACAUCUCUGCAGCAGCGAGAGGAGUCUUCAGAAGGGCGUGUGGUCAUACGACAGUUUCCCGACUUGGAAAGUUUUGUCAACUUCAGUGAGGAACUCAAACAGUCACCAGAAAAAAAAAAUCGGAAAUACAUGGCUUCACUGGAAGGCAACAACCUAGGGGACAGAGUUCGAAGAAUUCUUUACCACCUGAUCCCCGAUGAGGUAUCCGUAUGCUUCAACUGGACAGGAACAGGAGGAAAACGCAAAUUCAAGACCCUUGAAUUCACAAAUGUCAUGCUGGAGUUUACUGUCACACAGAGGUACUUGACAUCUAUGGAGACCAAAGCAGGGGUCAGUGUUGGCAUUCCACUCCAGAAUCCCAAUACGUUAGAGGGCUGUUCCAGCACACAGAUGGGGCCAUACCACGGCCUGGUGGCCUUAUCCGGUUGGCACACCUACGCUGUAACGGAAGCCGACCCAGUGCGAGCAAACUCCGUUCAUCUCGUGCAUAAACUGAGUUAA
Ornithodoros turicata is the source of this 1507-nucleotide messenger RNA. RefSeq lists its product as uncharacterized. Lineage: Eukaryota; Metazoa; Arthropoda; Arachnida; Ixodida; Argasidae. The record is from RefSeq and is a predicted model, not a curated record. The coding region runs from base 122 to 1507 and encodes 461 amino acids. The transcript has 12 exons.